AUGUCUCAACUUUAUCGUACAAAUUUAGGACGAAUUCCUAAUAACCAACAUGAAUUUUUCGAUACUUUAUCUGAAAAUGUGAAAUUCAAAGAAGAAAUCGAUUCUAUUGAUUACAGAAGACGUGAAAUGAAUGUCUUUCAAACUACAAAGAAAGUUUACAAGAAGUUGAAAGGUUAUUCAGAUAUUGAUAAGAAUGAUUCUGACUCGCAGUUUUUGUUUUCUGAAUAUUAUCAUGUCUUUGGUAAAUCAAAUCCUUUAAGCCAACACGAUCGCUCUUGUGUUGGUCAUAUCUUGAAACCAAAGAAGAAAAUUCAGUUGAAGCAUGUUAAAAAGGUUGUUGAAGAUGAUCUCGAAGGUGUUCAG
This is a messenger RNA of Racocetra persica, 363 nucleotides long. NCBI's taxonomy places the organism in Eukaryota, Fungi, Glomeromycota, Glomeromycetes, Diversisporales, Gigasporaceae. The record is from the annotation of a GenBank genome assembly.